CCGCCCCGCCCCGCCCCGCUCCGCUGAUUCCCGGAAGCGACCGCGUACGAGCGCUCUCAGGCGCUGCCGGGGGUCGUGUGCCUGGAGGAAGCCGCGGCACCCCCGGCGCCCGUCCAUGGCGCGGAGCCUCGGGAGCUGGCUGGGCGGCUGCCUGCUGGUGUCAGCAUUAGGAAUGGUACCACCUCCUGAAAAUGUCAGAAUGAAUUCUGUUAAUUUCAAGAACAUUCUACAGUGGGAGUCACCUGCUUUUGCCAAAGGGAACCUGACUUUCACAGCUCAGUACCUAAGUUAUAGGAUAUUCCAAGAUAAAUGCACGAGUACUACCUUGACGGAAUGUGAUUUCUCAAGUCUUUCCAAGUAUGGUGACCACACCUUGAGAGUCAGGGCUGAAUUUGCAGAUGAGCAUUCAGACUGGGUAAACAUCACCUUCUGUCCUGUGGAUGACACCAUUAUUGGACCCCCUGGAAUGCAAGUAGAAGUACUUGCUGAUUCUUUACAUAUGCGUUUCUUAGCCCCUAAAAUUGAAAAUGAAUACGAAACUUGGACUAUGAAGAAUGUGUAUAAUUCAUGGACUUAUAAUGUGCAAUAUUGGAAAAAUGGUACUGAUGAAAAGUUUCAAAUUACUCCUCAGUAUGACUUUGAGGUCCUCAGAAACCUGGAGCCAUGGACAACUUAUUGUGUUCAAGUUCAAGGGUUUCUUCCUGAUCGGAACAAAACUGGGGAAUGGAGUGAGCCUGUCUGUGAGAAAACAACCAGUGAUGAGAAGCGGUCUCACUAUGUUGCCCAGACUGGUCUCAAACUCCUGGGCUCAAGCGAUCCUCCCGCCUCGGCCUCCCAGAGUCCUGGGAUUACAGAGACGGUCCCCUCCUGGAUGGUGGCCAUCAUCCUCAUGGCCUCGGUCUUCGUGGUCUGCCUGGCACUCCUUGGCUGCUUCGCCUUGCUGUGGUGCAUUUAUAAGAAGACAAAGUACACCUUCUCCCCUGGGAAUUCUCUUCCACAGCACCUGAAAGAGUUUUUGGGCCAUCCUCAUCAUAACACACUUCUGUUUUUCUCCUUUCCAUUCUCGGAUGAGAAUGAUGUUUUUGACAAGCUAAGUGUCAUUGCAGAAGACUCUGAGAGCAGCAAGCAGAAUCCUGAUGACAGCUGCAGCCUCGGGACCCCGUCUGGGCAGGGACCCCAGAGCUAGGCUCUGAGAAGGAAACACACUCGGCUGGGCACAGUGAUGUGCUCCAUCUCACAUCUGCCUCAGUGAGGGAUCAGGGCGGAAAACAAGGGCCAAGACCAUCUAAGCCAGCCCCACAUCUAGAACUCCCAGACCCUGGACUUACCUAAGCAACCAAAGAGCUACAUUUUAAAGGUUCGCUUGGCAAAAAUAUUCCAUUUGGGAACUCACUGCCUUAUAAAGGCUCUCGCGAUGUUUUUAAAAGUUGGCCACUGAGAGUGUAAUUUUCAGCCCCUUAUAUCACUAAAAUAGGAUCAUGUUUUAAUUGUGAGAAACAGGGCUGAGCGCAGUGGCUCACGCCUGUAAUACCAGCACCUUGGGAGGUUAAGGCAGGCGAAUCACCUGAGGGCAGGAGUUCAAGACCAGCCUGGCCAACAUGGUGAAAGCCCGUCUCUACUAAAAAUGCAAAAAUUAGCUGGGCGUGAUGGCACAUGCCUAUAAUCCCAGCUACUCAAGUGCCUGAGGCAGGAGAAUUGCAUGAAUCCGGGAGGAGGAGGAGGUCGCAGUGAGCCGAGAUAGCGGCAAUGCAUUCCAGCCUGGGUGACAAAGUGAGACUCCGUCUCAAAAAAAAACAAAAAAAAAAUAUGAGAAACAGAAAUAUUUAAAAAUUUUAAAUGAGGAAUAAGAAUGGAGAUGUUGUAACAUUCUACCAGAUUAUGGAUAGAUUGAUCUGAAAAUGAACCUCAACUCAAGGGUGGUCAGCUCAAUGCUUUCCAGAACACGGACUUUUGGAUUCUUUGGGGUACUUUGACUGAAUUUAUUUUUCUACCUAUAUAUGUUUUAUAUGCUGCUGGUGCUCCAUUAAAGUGUUACUCUGUGUGGCACUGUA
Macaca mulatta (Rhesus monkey) is the source of this 2051-nucleotide messenger RNA. RefSeq names its product interleukin 10 receptor subunit beta (gene IL10RB). Gene Ontology annotation, molecular function: protein binding; interleukin-10 receptor activity. NCBI's taxonomy places the organism in Eukaryota, Metazoa, Chordata, Mammalia, Primates, Cercopithecidae. Gene Ontology annotation, biological process: cytokine-mediated signaling pathway. The record is from RefSeq and is a predicted model, not a curated record. Gene Ontology annotation, cellular component: plasma membrane.